Molecule: messenger RNA, 1539 nt
Organism: Pseudozyma hubeiensis SY62
Lineage: Eukaryota; Fungi; Basidiomycota; Ustilaginomycetes; Ustilaginales; Ustilaginaceae
Exons: 1
Coding region: 1-1539 (512 amino acids)
Source: RefSeq, a predicted model, not a curated record
AUGGUUGCACCGUUUGCGUCGCUCGAAGUGGCUGCGGCGAUACUGCAGGCUCUGUACGCCGCCCCGCCAGUCCGCGCCGCGUUCCUAGCGAGUCGACCCGUCGACACGCGUGGCUCAGACCUGUCGAACUACUGGAAAGGAUCUCCGCCCACCGACUCCGCUUCCUCCUCCGACUCGAUCGCGCAGACCGCACUCGACGCUCACAUCGACCUCACGCGGCGCAUCCAGACGCUCUUCGCAUUCGCCACGCUCACCGAACGCCCGCUGUGCGUCGUCAAGGACGUUACUGCGAUGACGCCGAGCGAAGUCGUUGCUCGGGGUUCGGAUCACACUGCACCGUGCAAAGUCGCCAGCCUGUAUUACGAAUUUCUCGUAGAGUCGUUGGGUAAGCACGUCGCGGCGUACUCGGAGAUGAUCCUUUCCACGCCCACCACCGAGCCGGAGGCGACGGAUGCGCUGUGGAUGACCGACGCGUUGUUCCUUUCUUCUGGCGCAGCAGCGGUGAGUUCUCCGGUGGAAGAACCGCCGAAGAUGGAACAAAGGAGAUCGGUUAUCCAGCUGAGACACGAUUCGGUGAAUUCGGAUGUGUACUCUUGUCUGCGCACCGCAUUGGCCUCCGAUGGAGAAGGGGCGCUGUUGACCAACCCGGCAAAUGUCAUCGGUAUGUUGGUAGAUCAUGCCAAUGUGUCAUCGACCGAGUCAGCGUUCACGAUACAGGAGAGGAUUCAUUUGGAUUCGCUCAUGUGGGAUCGACGACAGGGCGUGAGGUUGGAUUCCGAGUUGAAGGAUUUGGAGAUGGUGAGGUUGGAGAUGAUGCGCAGCGAAUUGGAAACGAGGAAGCGCAAGUUGAUGGGGGAUGGGGGCAGGGCGGUGGGGGAAGUGCUGGGUGGUGCGAGGAGGUAUUUCGAUCAAGUGGCUGCAGGGUCGGGGGAAGGAGAUGAGGUCCGAUCCGCGUCGUUGAAGGAGGCAGCACCACAGAUCGACAAGAUCGUCGCUGCAGUCGAUGCGGAUCUCGUAGCAACGGACGAGUUGAUCGCAAAGGUCCAGGGGAGGAUAGAUGCGAAACGCGCAACGGUCAGGGAGAGAGCGAAACGGGAAGCUGAGAAUCCGGAGUGGAAUCAGCUGGCGUACGAUCUGUGCGCGGUGCUCGUGCACGAGGCAGGUCGUAUAGUGACCAUGGUCAAGCACGGCGAAGCCUGGUGGAAGGUGAGUGGAGGGAGGGUGGUGAGAGUGGAGAAGGAGGAGGUGAGGAUGGGCAGGAAAGAGGAUCCUUGUUUGGGGGUGUUUUGGUUGAUCUAUGCGAAAGCGGCAGGGGAGGGAGAGGGUGGAGCGGAAGGAUUGAUCGGGGAGGGAAUGAAGGCAGCGGUGGCAGACGAUAAUCUGACGUACGAGAGCGAGCUGUUGUCUUUGAUCAGGUCAGAUGCUGCCAGCGUUGGAUCGAUGGAUGGCGAUGCAGGAGGAGAGGCAGGAGAGCGUGCAGCGGCGGAUGUGAAUAUGGUGAUUGCGGGUGAGGAGGGCAAGUCUCCGAAGACGGGUUAA